AUGAAUUCUGUGCACAGUCAUGUCAGGUCCAUUAGCCUGCCCUCUCGGUUACAUCACAAUUCUCUCAAGAUUGAGGCAGAGUUAACCAACCUAAAAUCAUCUGCUUCUAAUUCAAAUUGUCUGCACGCUGAGACCAUUCAACUUGGCUUGACUAAGCUAGCUGAGUUGUUUAUUUGCAUUGAGGAACUCACUCACUCUCCUCAAAACCAACAAGUUUAUCACCGCCAGCUUUUGGAAGAGGUCCUCGAUGGGUCCGUAGAAUUGGUAGACGUGUGCAGCACUGCUAGAGACCUGUUCUUCACAAUGCAAGAACACAUCCGUGACCUGCAAUCAGCGUUGCGUAGAAGGGGUAAAGAUUCAUCAAGCAUCGAAAGUAAUGUUCAAGCUUAUAUUAGUUUCAGAAAGAGAGCUAAGAAACAAGUCACAAAGUCGCUUGCAACGUUGAAGAAACUUGAAAGCAAUUCCUUAUCCUUUCUUCCUACAUUGGACGAGGAGCAGCACUUAUCAUAUGUAGUUAAAGUGAUAAGAGAAGCACAUGCCAUUGCAGUUACCAUGUUUCGAUCGGUCAUGUUGUUCUUGUCUCCGCUGGCAGCGAAAACAAACAUCGUUGGCUGGUCAUUGGUAUCGAAACUGAUACGUCCAGGAUCGCUUGCUUAUUCUGAUAAAGGUGAAAAGAUUUUCAAUGAGGUGGAGAAAGUUGAUGUUUCUGUCUGCUGUAUUCAUGGAAAAAUCAGGAAAAAUAGCGAAGCCAAGAUUGAUCUGCAACAAGUACAAGAUAGAUUGGAGACGCUUGCUGUUAGCAUCAACGAUGUUGAGGCUAAAUUAAAUUGCCUGUUUAGAUGCUUAAUCCAAAAUAGAGUGUCUCUUCUCAAUCUUGUGACCCCAUGA
Messenger RNA from Manihot esculenta (cassava), 888 nucleotides. RefSeq lists its product as uncharacterized. Gene Ontology annotation, biological process: shoot system development; root development. The transcript has a single exon. Lineage: Eukaryota; Viridiplantae; Streptophyta; Magnoliopsida; Malpighiales; Euphorbiaceae. The coding region runs from base 1 to 888 and encodes 295 amino acids. The record is from RefSeq and is a predicted model, not a curated record.